GAGUGCGCUGGACAGGCCGGAGCCGGGGGGGCCGGGGACGCCAGGGGCCCGGAGCGGACCCUCCAUCGAGGUCGUCGUCGUCGACAUGCGCUGGGUCCGGGCCUUGUGGAAGAAUGCCACCCUGGCCGGGGCGCCCAAAUACAUCGAGCAUUUCAGCAAGUUCUCCCCGUCCCCGCUGUCCAUGAAGCAGUUCCUGGACUUCGGCUCCAGCAAUGCCUGCGAGAAAACGUCCUUCACGUUCCUGCGCCAGGAGCUUCCCGUGCGCCUCGCCAACAUCAUGAAGGAGAUUAACCUGUUGCCGGAUCGGGUGCUGGGGACGCCCUCCGUGCAGCUGGUGCAGAGCUGGUACGUCCAGAGCCUGCUGGACAUCAUGGAGUUCUUGGACAGAGACCCCGAGGACCACCGUACUCUCAGCCAGUUCACAGAUGCCCUGGUGACCAUCCGCAACCGGCACAAUGAUGUGGUGCCCACCAUGGCCCAGGGCGUCCUGGAGUACAAGGAGGCCUACGGGGACGACCCCGUCUCCAACCAGAACAUCCAGUACUUCCUGGACCGCUUCUACCUGAGUCGUAUAUCCAUCCGCAUGCUCAUCAACCAGCACACCCUGAUCUUUGAUGGCAGCACCAACCCCGCCCACCCCAAACACAUUGGCAGCAUUGACCCAAACUGCGAUGUCUGUGAGGUGGUGAAAGAUGCCUAUGACAUGUCUAAGCUCCUGUGUGAUAAAUACUACAUGGCCUCUCCCGAGCUACAGAUCCAGGAGAUCAAUGCCUCCAGCCCCAAGCAGCCCAUCCACAUGGUGUAUGUCCCCUCCCACCUCUAUCACAUGCUGUUUGAGCUCUUCAAGAAUGCCAUGCGGGCAACGGUGGAGAUGCAUGAUUCCAGCCCCACCCUUCCACCCAUCAAAGUGAUGGUGGCUCUGGGUGAGGAAGACCUGUCCAUCAAAAUGAGCGACCGGGGGGGCGGGGUACCCCUGCGGAAGAUUGACCGGCUUUUCAGCUACAUGUACUCCACGGCCCCCACGCCCCAUCCGGGCACCGGCGGGACCCCCCUGGCUGGCUUUGGCUACGGCCUCCCCAUCUCCCGCCUCUACGCCAAGUACUUUCAAGGGGAUCUGCAGCUCUUCUCCAUGGAGGGUUUCGGCACAGAUGCUGUCAUCUACCUGAAGGCCCUGUCCACAGACUCAGUGGAGCGACUGCCCGUGUACAACAAGUCAGCCUGGCGCCAUUACCAGACAAUCCAGGAGGCGGGAGACUGGUGUGUGCCCAGCACAGAGCCCAAGAACACCUCUACGUACCGGGUCAGCUAGUCGGGCCGCCCAGUGCCCCCGUCCCAGGUGUCCACUCUCCUGCACAGUCUCCAUUGCGACUUCGGAUUGACCGCCCAGGUGACCUGUCCCUGUGGCCAUCCCCUGGGGGGAGGGAAGAUCUCACCAGAGACCGGUUACCCCGGCAACCAGAAUCCAUUCCCCUUUGUGGUACCCACUGGUAGGUGGUGGGGGGGUCGUCUGCCUGCUGCCCUCCCCCUCUGUUCAUACACUCCUCUCUUGCCUGCCUGGGUCCCAUCGGCUGAAUUCUCCAUCUCUCCCUCACCGGUCCCCUCCUACAUACACUCAUCUUGAGGGGGUUCAGGCUGCUGUGGAAAGAGAAGAAAGAGGGAGUUGAGGGCCUGAUUGCCCCACCCCCUGCAGCCAGGUCAGUAUUGGGGUCUCCAGCCCUCCACCCCCAAGAGAAGGGGCUGGAGAGAACCUUGUUGGUGGCCUUUCCCUUGGCUCUGCCACCAAGCUGGGGUGGCUCCCCUGCCCUCCCGCCCCCCAGCCUGCUUUCUCAGGCCCCUGACACUCCUCGGUCCCACCCCGCACACGCAUGUGUUUGGCGUGACUUGCUCUCCUAGCUUCUGUAUGUCCAGAGCGGGGACAUACAGCAAUAAAGAGCUGGAAGAGGCACAAA
This is a messenger RNA of Ornithorhynchus anatinus (platypus), 1949 nucleotides long. RefSeq names its product pyruvate dehydrogenase kinase 2 (gene PDK2). The record is from RefSeq and is a predicted model, not a curated record. The transcript is spliced from 11 exons. Gene Ontology annotation, biological process: protein phosphorylation; regulation of glucose metabolic process. NCBI's taxonomy places the organism in Eukaryota, Metazoa, Chordata, Mammalia, Monotremata, Ornithorhynchidae. Gene Ontology annotation, molecular function: pyruvate dehydrogenase (acetyl-transferring) kinase activity. Bases 86 to 1309 code for a protein of 407 amino acids. Gene Ontology annotation, cellular component: mitochondrion.